ACAGCGCAACGACAACUACUGCCAAUUAUGCUCUGAAACGAAAAUAUUAGUGUUAAUUUUUUUAUCCGUUUACAAAUCGCGUAGUGAUAAGCGCCGAUUACGUCCUGUUCAAAAAAAAUCCGUCCGUGUUCGCCGACAAGUGCAUGGAGAUGAGACCGUCGCGCAGCGGUCGGUGAAAGUGGUUUGUGAUUUUUGAUCGUGUCGUAGUAAGUGCAAGUGAGUGAGGAUGGGCGUGGGGCUCCAGCCGCUGGAGUUCACGGAGUGCCUGGCGGAUAGCCCGCACUUCCGCGAGAACCUGCAGCGCCACGAGAAGGAGCUCGAGCGCACCAGCCAGCAGAUCAAACGCCUCAUAAAAGAAGUCAAGGAUGUCGUGCAGGCCGCUAAACGUCUGGGCGCUGCCCAACUGGCGCUGGCGGGCAGCAUGGAGCAAUUCGAGUUCGCGUGCAUCGGCGCAUCCAUGACGGAGGACGAGCGCGCCAUCGGCCAUUCGUUGCAGCAUUUCGCACACCUUAUACGCACCGUCGAGGAUGAGCGAGAGCGCAUGCUGGGACGUGCGCACGAGCAGAUCAUCCAGCCGCUCGAGCGCUUUCGUAAGGACCACAUCGGAGCCGUCAAGGAGGGUAAGAAGAAAUUCGACAAGAAGACUGCCAAGUUCUGCCAAAGCCAGGAGCGCACGUUGUCGCUCUCCACCAAGAAGCCUGAAGCCGUUUUCCAGGAGGCGGACGCGGCGAUGGAUAUGGCGGAGCGCGACUUCUGCCAGGCGUCGCUGGAGUACGUGUUCCAGCUGCAAGCGGUGCAGGAGCGCAAGAAGUUCGAGCUGGUGGAGACGCUGCUGGGCUUCGUGUUCGGCUGGUGGACCUUCCAUCACACAGCGCACGACGUGCACGCCGACGCGGAGCCCCUCGUGCGCGACCUGCAGCUCAGGAUACAGCGGACUCGCAGCAACUUCGAGGAGACCAGCAAGCAGACAGAGUCGCUCAUGAAGAAGAUGAUGGAGGUGCGACAGAUGAACAAAGAAGAGGGAAUAUCGGAGGAGCAGGGCGGCGUCUCGCGCGCCGGAUACCUCUUCCUAAUGGAGAAGAAGGCGUUCGGUACGACGUGGAGCAAGCAGUACUGCACAUACGAGAAGAGCUCGCGGCUGCUCUCUCUCAUGCCCUACAACCAGAUCAACGUCAAAACGAGCGGGCCCGUGGAGAGCGUGUGCGUGUGCGGCGCGCGCGCAGCCAGCGAGGCGGAGCGCCGCUUCUGCUGGGAGGCUGUGCCCGGAGAGCGCGAGCGCGCCCCGCUCACACUGCAGGCCCUCGGCGAGCGGGACCGCGCCGCCUGGCUGCGUGCGCUCGACGCCGCG
Papilio machaon (common yellow swallowtail) is the source of this 1348-nucleotide messenger RNA. Its product is annotated as rho GTPase-activating protein Graf-like. The record is from RefSeq and is a predicted model, not a curated record. Gene Ontology annotation, cellular component: cytoplasm. NCBI's taxonomy places the organism in Eukaryota, Metazoa, Arthropoda, Insecta, Lepidoptera, Papilionidae. The annotation marks the transcript as partial. Gene Ontology annotation, molecular function: GTPase activator activity; protein binding. The transcript has 9 exons.